Molecule: messenger RNA, 2587 nt
Organism: Theileria parva strain Muguga
Lineage: Eukaryota; Apicomplexa; Aconoidasida; Piroplasmida; Theileriidae
Exons: 1
Coding region: 19-2562 (847 amino acids)
Source: RefSeq, a predicted model, not a curated record
GUUAAUUUAAUUUUAUAAAUGAAUACAUAUACAUUAGUUGACUUUAGUAAUAAAUUUGUCGAGUUUAUAAAAACUUCGUCAUUUUUAGGAGAUAAUGAUGAGAAUCUCACAAUAAAUGAAGAUGUGUCGUUGGAUUCCCGGGAAUACCCCUCAAAUCAUUGUUCUGACUUAAAUUAUAAAGAUUUUAAUGAAUGUUUAUCAAGUUUAAAUUUAAAAGUUGAGGAGAUUUUGGAUAAUUUGAUAAAUUCUCAGACAACCAAACUAAACAUAGGUGAAAUAAAUUUAUUAAAGAAGUUACUGAGAGAUUUGUUAAAAAAUGGUAAAAUUGAAGGGAAAUCCAAGAAAUUAUUGGAAAUUUCACUCUUGAUUCUUAUAUUUCUAAAUGAAGAUGAGAAUGAUAGAAAUGAAGCGGAUUUGAAUAAGCUCAAGUGUACCCAGGAUUUGAGGUAUAAAUUUGAUCUAUGCCCACAACUAGCCAACGCUUUGGCCAACCAAGGUUUUCUCCCCGAAAAUCAGACGGAUAAUUGCCUCAAUUUUCUGGUUAGUAUUUGUUUGUUGGCAGUUGAAACGGGAAAUCCUCCAAAUGCGACUCAACUUUGUUAUGAGAUUUUAGUUAUCACUUUAAAAUCAGGACAUAGAAACAAGUUUAUUCUCCCGUACAUUAGGAACUUUGUUCUGAGUAACUCUUUUUUUGUGGCCAGUACUGCCUAUACUGAGCCACAGUACCAUGAGAUUUACUGGAAUAUUCGAAUUCUACAGUUGGCGUUGGCCUUGAAAUUUAUAAAUUCGGAAGAUUUUAACAAAGUUCUAGAGUUUGGAUUAAACUCUGCAAAACUGCAGAACAAGUCAAUUUACAUUUUAAACGAAGCUGUGUGCUUGUUGUCACAGUUGUGGUUAAUAGAACCCUUUGAGUUUGAUUUACUCAGAGAUGAUAAGCUUAAGCUGAUGAUGUUAAGUAAGCUUUUAACUGUUGGAGAUGAGUCGUUUUUGUACUUAUUUAGCAUCGAUUGGUUUGUUAAAGUGAGUUUAAGUGGCCCUAUUGAGCUCAGGAAACUUGCCAUAAAUUGUUUAUCCCAAAUGCCUAAAAUUGGAGAAAAUGAAAUAUUCAUUAACAAAAUUGAUCAUUUAACAUAUGAAAAUAAUUUUAAAGUCUAUAAAUCUGUUUUACAGAGUGUUGACUUGGGCAUCUUGGCCGUCAGGGCUAAAUUCUUACCCACUUUAAAAUCAUCCAUUUCGUACCUCAACAGGUUACACAGGCUCCUUAAUAAUAUUAUUUAUCAUGGGAGAUCAGGAAAAAGAGUUUUAAUACGGGAAAAUGCCACUGGGAUCACACACUCCCAUACCCCGGAGUACACAAAAUUUAUAGUGAAUAUGAACAAUGUAUUGAGUGGUAAAAUGAGCAGAGGAAGAUUUAACGACUGGCUAAAGCUGAUUAAAGUAAGUUUAAAGAGGAAUUACUACUCAAUUUUCCAGUUGAUCAAUGCUAUAAUAGCCACGAGAUCAGUGAUGUAUACACAUAACUCAAUGGGAGUUAAAGUCCAGUACACUGAUGAUUUAUCGAUUUAUCUUCUCCUCAGACUUGAUGGUACUUUUAGAAGCAUUUGCAGAGACUAUAUCAAAUGUCUCACAAUCUCAAGUCAUCACAUUGACUUUAAAUUUAUCACAUACAUCAUCAAGGUUAUUCACAAUUCAGUACACAAUCAGCCUAGUACAAUUAGUAAAAUUGUGUUAAAUACUAUGUUGAUUGGCGUUUGUGAGUAUUUGGAAAUUCUCUUCGAGUGUAAUGUGAGGGAUAUAUAUGGAAAAAAUCACACUAGAAUAAAUAAAAUGUCUAGCCAAAUUUUAACAUUAUUUGAAAGAAUAGUUGCAAAAAGAGUUGUUAGAGGUGAUUUCGGACUCCUGUCACACGUUGUUACAGUGUUAAAAUUAGUCUAUAAAUAUGACGAAAAUAGUUUUAAAAGAGUUGAAAAGUUGUUUUUGAAGGUAAUUUCAAUUUACGAAAGGGAAGAUUUAAGCCUAGAACCCAGGUAUAAAGAGAGAAUUGACGGCUGUAAAGAUGACUUAAGAGAGUCAAUUAUUGAUUUAUAUUUGGUUUUAAGUAGUAAAAAACUACCAUUUAAAAUACAUGAAAGGGCUAUUUUGGAACUUGUCAACUGUCAAAAUUUGAUUAAUUUAUGUAACGGUUUGAUCAACUCGGUGAAAUUUUACCCGAACAAGGAACUUGUUAGAACAUUGGCGUUCCAAUUAUCUCUGUUACAGGUCCAGAAUUUCGAUUCCAAGGCUAUUAAAAUGUUAAAGAAACUGGCUAACUUCGUGUUUCUAAAGCUCAAUAGGAGAAAUUGUUCCAUAGUACUGUGUGACUACAGAGGCCUGCACAUGUUCAAGUUUAAAAGUUAUAAAUUCAAGUAUUCCCAGGAUUCCAUAAACAAAUGUAUAACUGAGCUUAUAAACGUACAUUUAAAGCAUAUUUCACAGGUUUAUGAGAUUGAACUUUUUAACCCGGAUUACACAAUUUGUUCCGACGUUAUACAACAUUCCACCCACGAUUGCCCUGGAGAAUAAUUUUUUAAUAAUUUUAUAUUUUAUA